Molecule: messenger RNA, 480 nt
Organism: Hyaloscypha bicolor E
Lineage: Eukaryota; Fungi; Ascomycota; Leotiomycetes; Helotiales; Hyaloscyphaceae
Exons: 1
Coding region: 209-406 (65 amino acids)
Source: RefSeq, a predicted model, not a curated record
GCCACUCAACGUCACCUUCCGUUAAUCGACCAUAUCUUCCACCACAACGUCGCAAUGGCAAUACGAAUACCUGGAGCAUAAUUCCCGAUAAAUUUUGGAUAGAAAACAUACUUUAAAUGCCAAAUCCCAUCCUGACCUUCACCCGAUAAAAUCUAUUGAUCCCUGUCAGAUGAUCGGGAGCUCUGCUUCUCCUGACUGACUCUCGGGCAUGAUGACGGAUGGAUCUGCGGGUGGUGCUGGAUGGUACCCCCAUCUGGAUGGAUGGGCUGUAUAUGGAGAAGUUGUCAUCAUCACCGCUGAAGCUGGGCUAGGCCACUACGGGCUGACAAUGACGUACUGGUAUUGGACAACGGCAGCCUUGGAAGAACUUCAGGAAGUAUCGAUGGAAGCUGGGGAUCUUGUAUGAAAGGUAGUUGUUGUCUGGAUGGAAAAGCACUGCUGUUCGGAACGCAACCUCGGCGACCUUCAAUAUUGUAGCCU